Molecule: messenger RNA, 4021 nt
Organism: Silurus meridionalis
Lineage: Eukaryota; Metazoa; Chordata; Actinopteri; Siluriformes; Siluridae
Gene: tap1
Product: transporter 1, ATP-binding cassette, sub-family B (MDR/TAP)
Exons: 13
Coding region: 376-2577 (733 amino acids)
Biological process (GO): transmembrane transport
Cellular component (GO): membrane
Molecular function (GO): ABC-type oligopeptide transporter activity; ATP hydrolysis activity; ATP binding
Source: RefSeq, a predicted model, not a curated record
CUUUCGGUUUCAUCUACAACAUUACUAACGAUCCUGAAUGCCCAGUCUACGGAAAGCGUAGUGCACUAGCGCGAGCGCAGAAGCCAUUAUUGGACAUGGUAUGUAAGUGACACUAUGUAGGGAGCAGGACGCUAUUUAGGAUACGGCCCACAUUCUUCCCCCUCGGUGUCUUUCUGUCGUUGUUCAGUUCAUGUGCGGUGUGUGCAGUAAACACCUGAAUCUCUUCUGCACUCAAAAACCUUCUCUAAAUACACCACACUUCUUCAUUUCGCUUUUUUAUUUGGUGAAUUUAUUUAAUUAUUGGUGAUAGAACGCAUAAGAAGUCCAGCAAAGCAGUAUAACGCCUUAUAACGCGUCUCACAGUUUUGUUCAGGAAUGAAGGAAAAGAUGGCGUUCUAUCUGUUCGUCUUCCUCCUGUUGUGCGUAGACGUCUCCGUGGUGAUGACGUUCGGGGCGACCCGACUCUCGCCUUUUCUCCUUCCACAUUCAUUUACCACUCUCUGGGUCGGAGGGAUUCUGAGGUUCAUAGCCCUUCUCCUCGUUUUCUUUUUUUACCCGUCGAGCCCGGCGUGGAUAAAAAGAUCUAAUGGAGUCCAGACCCUGGCUGUGCACAGUUUGGUCUAUCCGGUAUACGUAACACUGCUGUGGGCAUGCGGCUGGUCGACGCUGGAGCUCACCUGGGGAUGGAACACCUGGCAAGGACUGAUUCAGUGCUACGGUGUUUCGGCUCUCUCGCUGCUGCUGUGGGAACGCUACGUGCCCUCCAUCCUGACAAAGCCCGAGGGUAAACCCAAACAGAAUGGCCAGGCCUCGCUGCAGAGGCUGCUGGGAUACAUGAAGCCGUACCAGCGCCGGUUCACGGCGGUCCUCCUGCUGGUAGUCGCUUCCUCUCUCGGUGAGAUGGCUAUUCCUCAUUACACGGGGAAAAUCACCGACUGGAUCAUGAAGGAGGACGAACCUGACGCUUUUGCCAACGCCAUCAAAAUCAUGUCGAUCCUGACGGCCUUGAGCGCCGUGUUUGAGUUCGUGUGCGAUCUCAUCUACAACACCACCAUGAGCCUCAUACACACCGCCAUCCAGAGUCAGGUGUUCGAGUGUGUGCUGAAACAGGAAAUCGCAUUCUUCGAUCAAAAUUCCUCAGGUGAACUCGUGUCCCGAAUCACCAAAGACACCAACGACAUGAGCGAGUCCCUAAGCGAAGAGCUCAGCCUGCUCAUGUGGUACACCAUGCGUUUAGUUUUCCUCUACGGCUCCAUGCUGCUCCUCUCAUUGCGCCUGUCCAUCUUCACCAUCCUCGGCCUUCCCAUCAUUUGGAUCAUCCCAGAGUUUUCCGGAAGGUUCUACCAGACACACGCAGUCAAAGUGCAGGAGUCUCUCGCCAAAUCGAACAGUGUGGCCACUGAGACGUUCUCCUCCAUCAAGACUGUGAAAAGCUUCGCCAAUGAGGAUGGAGAGUCGGAGAGAUACAGGAAGUGCUUGGAGCACACCUACUCCCUCAACAAAGUGGAAGCGGCUGGUUAUGCAGCUUCAACCUGGACCAACAGCAUGUCCAGUCUGGCCUUGAAAGUGAGCAUCUUGUAUUAUGGAGGCCAGCUGGUGGCAGGAAAUGAUGUCAGCAGUGGUGAUCUGGUGUCUUUCGUGCUGUACGAGCUUCAGUUUAGUCAUGCUGUAGAGGCUCUGAUGUCCUACUACCCUCGAGUGAAGAAAGCCGUCGGCGCCUCAGAGAAGAUUUUCGAGUACGUGGACCGGAAACCUGAUGUUCCUCCUGAUGGUUCUUUAGCUCCCAAGACUCUCAGUGGUCACGUGCGCUUUGACAACAUCACUUUUGCGUAUCCGACGAGGCAAGACGAGAAUGUUCUCAAAGGCGUUUCUCUUGAGCUGAAGCCUGGAGAGAUCACCGCUCUGGUAGGUCCAGCGGAUGGCGGUAAAAGCACAAUCGUCAGGCUUCUCGAGAGGUUUUACCAGCCACAGGAUGGAAAGAUAUUCCUGGACGAGCAGCCGCUGCAGGACUACAAGGAUCAGUAUCUGCAUGAGAAGAUCAGCGUGGUUGCUCAGGAGCCGGUCCUGUUCGCUCGCUCCAUCAGAGAGAACAUCAAAUACGGAAAAACGGACGCCACGGACGACGAGAUGUAUAAGGCUGCUAAACUGGCCAAUGCUCACAAAUUCAUCAGUGACUUUCCACAAGGCUAUGACACUGAUGCCGGAGAAAAAGGAAGUAAAGUAUCCGGAGGUCAGAAGCAGCGAAUAGCCAUAGCAAGAGCCCUGAUCCGGAACCCACAGAUCCUCAUUCUAGAUGAUUCCACGAGUGACCUGGAUACUGAGAGCGAGCAUGUGGUGCACCAGGCGCUGCUGAAGAAGUCGAACGGUCGCUCCGUGCUGCUCAUCACCAACAAGAUGAGUGGCGUUGAGACGGCCAACAACGUGGUGUUCCUGCGUAAGGGAGAGGUGCUGGAGCAGGGCAGCCAUGACGAUCUGCUGAAGAGGGACGGGCAGUACGCCGAGUUUGUGCGUCUGCAGAACACCAGCUUUCAUCGUAACGCUCAGGAAGACAGCGAAACCUCCGAAUCAACAGAGUAAUGAAGUGAAUUUAGCACCCGGUUCAGUUGCGUCACAUGGUGUACUGUUUCAUUUGGGGGGGGGGGAUCCCUAACAUCAAACACAUGACGACAUCGACUAAAUAUGCCAGUAUUCACAAGAUGACAAGAUGUUUAUGAACGUCUACAUAUCAUUUACCUCUUAUUGGUGUGUUUAUGAUAUUUAGAUCAUCAUAGACAGAAAAUUGGAUGCUUUUAUUAAACAAAAUACAAACAAUACAUUAUGAGUGGCUCUAAAUAGUUAUAGAUGCCUUAAAACGUGCUUCUAUAAGAGUGUAAUAUAGAGUAAUAUCGAUUUCCUCUGAAAAUAAAGCUUUAUAACAGUGUUAUUAACGCCCAUGCAGGAACAUGACAAAAACAUGCAGGUAAUCACAUCAAAAUAUAAAAUUGCAUAAUGAAUAAAACACGGGGGCUUUUGAUUAUAUAGAAAAGUAAUCACUUCCUCUCAAACCAUGGCAACUUUUUAAUGAUUAUGUCGUAUGUGGGAAUUUUUGAACUGGUUAUAGUAAAAUAUUAGAGGCAUCCACAAACAAUUUAUCACUUAUGUUACAUCAGAUAAAAAAAAAAAAAAAAAGUGCUGACACAGCAAAAUCCUUCCAAAUGUCUCCUUUCGUUAUUCGCAAUCCAUCAAUUUAGGCAGCUGAAAGUGUUUUUAUAAAGACAAUGUGAGAACAUGCAGAGAGUGGAAAUGAAACUGAAUCAUCCCCCCCCCCGUUCAGUCCUUUAUACAAUGUUGAGAAAAAAACAGUCGUCAACAGUAACAUUAUUCUCAUUAUUAACGGAUUUUGGGAAUACUGGCAUAAGAUGCUCAUAAAUGCCCAAGCAGUUCUUUAUGAUCAUGUCAUAAUGUCUCGAUUUUCCCAACAACACAUAUAUAUAUAUAUAUACACACAUAACUCACUACUUUUCAUCAUGUCCUGCUGUCUUCUCUACUUCUGAAGUGUUGAUGUGUUUGUGCAAUGUAAAUGAUAGGAUUUUUAAAUUAGGUGUAAAUAUCAUAAACAUUGAGAAUCAAUAAAAUAAGUACACAAACGUUAUUUUUCCUAUAAAGCUUCAAACUUGCAAUUAAAAUGCCCUUUUUUUGUAAAUUUCCAAAUAAAAAGGUUUCUGCCUGUGAAUUAUUAUUAUUUUUUUAUUUUAAACCACUGUAUUUUCACCGUACAGUAUGUCACUUUAUUGUAUGUUUUUUUUGUGUGUUGUGAUGCUUAUUUCUGUUCGAUGAUAUGAGGGUGUGGCUGAACACGCAAGUGUAACUCCACGUAUCAGACGUAACGAGCUUCCUGAGUUAUUUAAUAUACCAGUUCGAAUCGGUGCAAAGCUACAAAACUGAGUCUGUGGGAACACGUUGUUGGUAUGCGUUAGUUGUGUUGUUUUUUAGGCUGGAAUUUGUUCUGAGGUCUUUGUUAAUAAACCUAAAUCAGAAUCUU